AACCUACUGCAAUUAGUUUCUAAUUUUUCAGCCGCUCAGAUUUUCCCUCUCUUCUUCGCACCAAAAUUCUCAGCCCGCCACUGCAAAAGUCUCAUUCUUCUCUUUCCCGUUUUCAAUUUCAAUCGAUUUUUAGGGCUUCUCUUCGAUUCUGGCUUCCCUAUUCACAAUUUUUAGGGCUUCGUUUUAGACCCUAAAAAAAAUUGAGAGACGCAAGUGCUGCGAUUCACCUGUGCAAUUGCAUCGAAUUGCACUUCUCACCGUUCUUUGAUCUCUUCUCAAAGACUUUAAGACGCAAGUGCUGCGGUUGGAUCGAUUCACCUGCAAUUUUUUUCAGACCUAAGGACACAAGUGCUGCAAUUUUUUUUCAAACGGAGAACGCAAGCGCUGCAAUUCAUUGCAACUAUAUUUUUUUUAUAAUUUAUUGUUAUAGCAUCUGCCCGUAUGGACCAAGAAGAGGAGAACAAGUAUACUGAAGAUGAGAUGUGUAGGUCAAUGGCUGAAAAUGAAAGAAUAUCUUUGAUAAUGGAAGAUGGUGUGUUUGGCAUGGAGCAAAACAAUUUCAUUAGCAAAAAUGAUAUCAGUCACUUUUGUUUAAUGAAUCCAAUAUCUAGUAUUUGCAUUUCUAUAUACAUGAGGCAUCUUUGGUCAGUAUUGCAACAAAAGAACAAGGGUCACCUGUAUGGAUUUGUUGAUCCAAGUCACAUCUCUCAAUCAACUGGAAAAAUUGAGGCUAGAUCAAAUGCAUUAUCACAUAGAUUUGAAUCUGCCCACUUAGACCAGUUAUUUUUUGCUCCUUAUAAUACAGGGAAUCAUUGGUUACUGGUUGUUAUCAACCCUUUGGCGGCAUUGGUGUAUAACCUUGACCCGUUGAGUGACAUGAAUGUCAAUCUUGGAAUGAAGAAUGUUAUCGAAAUUGCCAUGAAGAUAUUUUAUGCUCAAAAAGGUGUAAAUAGUCGUAAAAAAAUACAUUGGCAAGUUAUUCAGUGUCCUAGUCAAGCAAGAGUUGAGGAGUCUGGAUAUUACAUCAUGAAAUACAUGAAAGAUAUCAUUGGAACUUCAAUCAAUACAAUUAAAGAUAAGGAAAAAAAUUCAUACACCCAAGCAGAGAUUGAUGAAGUUCGAGUAGAGUGGGCAGAAGUGGUUGACUCAUAUAUCCAAGCAAAUGAAGUUUAAUAGUUAGCAUAUUUAGUUUUGAAAUAACAUAGAUGGAUAUAUGUAUAUAUGAUCGAAAUAUGAUGCGGUGGUUUUGUAUUUAAGUAGAUGUUUCAUUGGUCAACUUGAAUUGAUUUUUGGUCUACCGUACUUCUAAUUUUGGGAUUUCCCAUCUUUAAUUAUUACUUAAUGAAAUUUUGAAUUAAAG
Cuscuta campestris is the source of this 1360-nucleotide messenger RNA. Lineage: Eukaryota; Viridiplantae; Streptophyta; Magnoliopsida; Solanales; Convolvulaceae. The record is from the annotation of a GenBank genome assembly.